This is a messenger RNA of Sturnus vulgaris (Common starling), 2053 nucleotides long. NCBI's taxonomy places the organism in Eukaryota, Metazoa, Chordata, Aves, Passeriformes, Sturnidae. The record is from RefSeq and is a predicted model, not a curated record.
AUGCUGCCGCUGCUCCUCCCGGCACUGCUGGCCGCCUGCCUGCCGUUCUGCCAGGGCUGGAGCCCCUCGGCGGCUGCCAGCGGGCAGGAGGAACAGGAGCAGGAGCUCUUCUUGCCCCCUGCAAACUCCUCUUCCCGCUCCUUGGCCAGCCUCGAGAUGGACCUCGACGGGGCAGCGAGCAAGGAGGAAGGCAGCACCGACAUCCCAGGCACGCCGGCUGCCCCCAGCCAAGAGCCUUUCCCUUCCGCUGCCACCACCUCCGGGCAGGAACAGCCGGAGCAGGAGCAGCAGCAGCGUCCCCAGCCGCAGGGGCAGCCGCAGCCCGCCGAAGACCCGCACUGCAACAUCAGCGUGCAGCGGCAGAUGCUGAGCUCGCUGCUGGUACGCUGGAGCCGCCCGCUGGGCAUCCAGUGCGACCUCCUGCUCUUCUCCACCAACAGCCACGGGCGGGCCUUCUUCUCCGCCGCCUUCCACCGCGUGGGGCCGCCGCUCCUCAUCGAGCACCUGGGGCUGGCGGCCGGCGGCGCCCAGCAGGACUUGCGCCUCUGCGUAGGCUGCAGCUGGGUACGGAGCAGGCGGGUCGGGCGGCUGCGGGGCGCCGCGCCCCAGCCCCCCGCUGCCGCCGCCGCCGCCGCCUCCUCCUCCUCGCUUUCCUACCCGCCGGCGGCCGAGCCCGGCCAGUACUGGCUGCAAGGGGAGCCGCUGAAUUUCUGCUGCCUGGAUUUCAGCCUGGAGGAGCUGAAGGGUGAGCCGGGCUGGCGGAUGAACCGCAAGCCCAUCGAGUCCACGCUGGUGGCGUGUUUCAUGACUCUGGUCAUCAUCGUGUGGAGCGUGGCCGCCCUCAUCUGGCCCGUGCCCAUCAUCGCCGGAUUCCUGCCCAACGGCAUGGAGCAGCGCCGCGGCACCACCGCCGGCACCGCCACCGCCGCCGCCUCCAAGUAGCCUCUCCCGGUGACCCCCCUUCUCUUCGUCUUGUGCUGUGGAGGGACGCGGGACGGACUCUGUCGUGUUUUUCUUGUUUGCAGCGUGCAACAGAUUUUUGUUUUCAUUCCAGGAACCAAGAACAAUCUUGACAUUCAGCAUUAGAAGGUACUAUGCUUCUGUGCUAGUGUUAGACUGGUACAAUUGUUUUCUGUAUAUUUAGACCUCAGAAUUUGAUCUCUUGCCCAUUUUCUUAAUUAUGUUUCACAGAUGUGUUAGAAGCAGAAGUAUACAGAGGAAUAUGUAGUUUUAGCAUGGACACAAUUUUGCUGUUACCUAGUGCCACAUUGAUUCCAAUAACAAAACUACAAAAACGUAGUACAGUGUAAUAAUAGUUAUAUAUUAUGUAAGCACACUGUUGCUCAAUAGGUUUUCAGUAAGCAUUUCUGUAUGUCGGGAGGCAUUUGGAUAUUUGUGGCAGAAUUGCCAUACUAGGUUAAAUGUAAGAGUUGUUACUUAUCCAGGGCUUAGUUCACCAGUGCUUUUGAUGAUUAAUGCAACAGCAGGACUAUUCGUACAGUGAACGUUACUCAAUAUGAGUAAAGGCUACUGAACCAGACCCUAUAAAACCUAGUUAAAAGCUGUAGUUGGCUGAAUAACAUCAGAUGUCGUCAUCAUGACAUCCGCUUGCUGAAUAAAAGUAUCUCCAGGGCUGACAUUAUGUGGUCCUAGAGGCUGAACAGAAGCCUAGUGAAAUCAAAUAGUUAAUUGAAGUUUUGUAGGACUGGAGAGCAAAGGAUUUAUUUUGAAGAUAUAUAUAUAUAUAUAUUUUUUUAUAUAUAUAUAUAGAUGUAAGGGUAGGCAUGAUGCUUUUGUUCCUCUUUGGUUUUUAUACAUGUAGUUUAUAAAUCCAAAGCCAAGAUUUGUCAGUCCAAUGUGGGGCCUUGCCAGUUAGGAAGUUAGCUUCUUUCUGAAGCUAGUAUGAAAAUGUCAGUUAUUUCUCAAGGAAUUUUACAGAAGAAAUGUAAUUUUUUUUUUUCGAUCUAUUUCAGGGAGAGGCUUUGACUUUGCAAAAAAGCAUUUGUAAUGAUUCUGGAUAAACAUGUGAAUAUCAAAUCCCAAACGUAUUCAG